Penicillium argentinense is the source of this 402-nucleotide messenger RNA. Its product is annotated as VOC family protein. The record is from RefSeq and is a predicted model, not a curated record. NCBI's taxonomy places the organism in Eukaryota, Fungi, Ascomycota, Eurotiomycetes, Eurotiales, Aspergillaceae. The coding region runs from base 1 to 402 and encodes 133 amino acids. The transcript is spliced from 3 exons.
AUGACUGGAAAAUUUGCAGUCCGGUCGCUGGACCACUUGGUUCUCACAGUCCGAUCCAUUCCAGAGACAGUGGACUUCUACACGACCCAUCUAGGGAUGCGGCAUGAAGUCUUUACAUCACCGAAGGAUCCCUCGGUAGAGAGGCACGCCCUGCUCUUUGGCACUCAGAAGAUCAAUCUUCAUCUUUCUGGGAAAGAAUUCGAACCCAAGGCGCAGAAUGUCAAGACCGGCAGCGCCGAUUUGUGCUUCUUGACAGAUGAGAAUGUGGAUAAAGUUCACCAAGCCUUCCAGGAUGCCAAAAUAGAGGUCCUUGAAGGUGACCAGGUCGUCGAUCGCACCGGGGCGGUUGGAAAGAUUCGAAGUGUCUAUGUGAGAGACCCAGAUGGGAAUUUGAUAGAGUAG